AUGGUUCGGUCAACGCGUGUCCAUUUGUGUCCAUGUAGGUGGUUCCACAGAGACAUCACAGGCCUGCAGGCCGAGGAAGUGCUGAAGACUCAGGGCAUUCACGGCAGCUUUCUGGCCCGACCCAGCAAGAAGAACGUGGGGGAUUUCUCCUUGUCUGUCAGGGUGGGCGAGCAGGUGACCCACAUCCGCAUCCAGAACACGGGAGACUACUACGACCUUUACGGCGGGGAAAAGUUUGCCACGCUGUCUGAGCUGGUGGAAUACUACACGGCCGACAACGGCAUCCUGCAGGACAAAGAUGGCACCGUCAUCGAACUCAAAUACCCUCUCAACUCCUCCGAUCCCACCACUGAGAGGUGGUACCACGGCCACCUGUCUGGUCCAAAUGCCGAGAAGAUGCUCAUUGCUCGGGAUGAGUCUGGAACCUUCCUGGUCAGAGAGUCGCUGUCCAAGCCGGGAGAUUUCGUUCUGUCAUGUCUGACGGACGAGCGCAGCAAAACAGGAGCAAGGAGAGUGUCUCACAUCAAGAUCAUGUGCCAGAAUGAGAGAUACACAAUAGGAGGCUCAGACUUCUUCGACACGCUAAGCGACUUGGUGGAGUUCUACAAACACAAAGGCAUCGAGGAGGUCUCCGGCAACUGGGUACUUCUCAAACAACCGUAUUUCUCCACCAGGUUGAACGCAGCCGACAUCGACAGCAGAGUGAAGCAACUGGAUCAGACCACACAACUGCAGCAGGAAGCCGAGGGCGGGAAAAGCAAGGCAGGCUUUUGGGAGGAGUUUGAUGCUCUUCAAAAGUUUGAGGCAAAGGUGAAAAAGAGUCGAGAGGAAGGCCAGAGACCAGAAAACAAGAGUAAAAACCGAUACAAGAACAUCCUGCCUUUCAAUGACACCAGAGUGACCCUGCAGAACGCAGACCCCAACGUUGUGGGUUCAGAUUACAUCAAUGCCAAUUAUGUGCGGAAUACCUUGUGGGAUUUGGAGAAUCCUAAAGUUUACAUCGCCACUCAGGGUUGCUUGGCGACAACCGUCAACGACUUCUGGCAGAUGGUCUGGCAGGAGAACACCAGAGUCAUCGUCAUGACGACCAGGGAGGUUGAGAAAGGGCGGAAUAAAUGUGUGCCGUACUGGCCCGACAGCGAGACCCCCAAGAUGGCGGGCUGCUAUGUGGUGACCUCCAAGUCGGAAAGGGACGCGCUAGAUUACAAAGUCCGAGUCCUGGAGCUAGCGCCUGUGAACAAGCCCAAAUAUUCCCGCACCGUGUGGCACUACCAGUACCGGAGCUGGCCUGACCAUGGCGUCCCACAGGAGCCAGGGGCCAUCCUUAGCUUCCUCACCCAAGUCAACGCCAAACAGGACGAAUGUCAUGAUGCUGGUCCUAUGGUCAUCCACUGCAGUGCUGGGAUCGGUCGGACGGGCACAAUUGUGGUGAUCGACAUGAUCAUCGGGACCAUUAACACCAUAGGUCUAAACUGUGACAUCGACAUCUCCAAGUACAUCCAAAUGGUGCGGGAGCAGCGUUCCGGGAUGGUGCAGACCGAGGCCCAGUACAGGUUCAUCUACCUGGCCGUGUCCGAGUACAUCCAGACCACCAAAGCUAAAGACGGCGCCGCCAUGGAAGCGGAGACAGAGUAUGGAAAUCUACAACUCAAACACGCCGGGACGAGCAGAAUCAGCACAAAAAACCAGGAGGAAGUGUACGAGAACUUGAGCAAAGCAAAGAAAGACAAGAAAAAUCUCAAACCAGACAAGAAGGGUGGAUCGUUAAAGAAAAAAUAACAACAAUUUAAUGGCAAAAGUAUGUUAUUUGGUAUUUAUGUUGGUCCAUUUUGUAUUUUUUUACUAGAGCAGACCUUCAAUAAAACAGCUGGUGUAAGCCAACACAUACCAAAAA
Molecule: messenger RNA, 1894 nt
Organism: Nerophis ophidion (straightnose pipefish)
Lineage: Eukaryota; Metazoa; Chordata; Actinopteri; Syngnathiformes; Syngnathidae
Product: tyrosine-protein phosphatase non-receptor type 6-like
Exons: 15
Coding region: 1-1779 (592 amino acids)
Biological process (GO): protein dephosphorylation
Molecular function (GO): protein tyrosine phosphatase activity
Source: RefSeq, a predicted model, not a curated record